AUGGCAGCUGAAGACAGAGGCUUCAACCUAGAGAGGUACAAAUCCUUGAGGAGAUUGGACCUUGGUCUGAAUACUCUCGAUGGUGCCAUUGAAGAUUUGCACCUCCAUGAUUCCUCAGACGAUGAUGACGAUUUGGAAAAGACUUCUGGCACGGCUGCGGAAACCACUAUGGAUACCAUGGAUACAACCUCUGAAACAAAUAUCUCGACAUUAGAACCUCUGAGAAGGGGUUCGAUGACAACUGAUGGCAGAGGAACUCGGCUCUCCUUCAUGCGGAGGGGGUCAUUAUUGAACCUGGCAAGUGGGUUGGGUGACAUGGAAGACGAGAUUGAUCACAUUCGAGAAAGCGCUAGUGGCGCAGCACCCUUCAGCGCACGCGACUCCUUCUUUGAGAGUGGAAACUUUGACGACCUCGAUGACCUUCAGGCGGAGCUAGCAAUGGCUGACCAGCAAUAUGAGACAAUGCUAGAUCCUUCUAUGGUAGACGACGCCAGUGAAAUUACAAAUGAUUCCUCCUCCUACCAUCACCUACAAGGAAUAAUCUCUCCUGUUGGACGAAAGAAGUCCCACUCACCACGAAGGUCCCAUUCUCCCACAGGUUUCAUGGAUAACAGCAGUUCUGACAAGAGCGUCUUUUCAUGGAAAGACACGUUGGAAGACAUUCAUGAAGCUGACGAACAUACAGUGGGCACCGAAGACUCCGACACUGUCAAGCUGAAGAAUGAUGCGUUCACAAUGGAACGACAGCAAAAAGAAGGAUCUCUUCGUCGCGUCCGGCUGGAACGUUCCGCCUUGGAGAAACGAUUGUCCUUUCGUCUCAAAAAGUUGGCAGACAUGGAAUCCAAUCAAUCCGAGAAGUUGAUGAGCGACGAAGCCAGGCGACAAGAACUCGAACAAGAACUGCAAGAGGUCCGAAGUGUCAGUGCCGACAUGACUGUACAGCACGCCAAUAUCAUGCAAGAACAUAAGGAGGCGAAGCUUGUCCUGGAGAAGCAAGUGAGGGAUCUCAAGGAAAAACAUAAUGCGGAGAAAAGACAGCUGCUUCAGCAAGCCGCAUCCUUGGAAGUCAAAUUCUCCAGCCAACAAGAAGUAUUGACGAGUUUAGAAGUUGAGCAUCAGAAUGCCUUGAUGGAAAAGCAGGAUGAACUGAACAUGUUGCAGCAACAAAUGGACGAAGUCAAGAGAGCCAACUCACAAAACCUAGAAAAGAUUUCCGAGCAGACAAAAUCUCUCUCCAAGGAACUCAGAUCCAAGCGAAAAGCUAUCGAUGAACUUGAAGCCCAGCAUAAGGAAGAUACAAGUCUGCUGCAAGAAUUGAGCAAUAGUCUUCAGGAGCAGAGCACCGCCAUUGCCAAUUGGGAAGAAGUCGGCGACGGUCUCAACAAGGAAAAGGAAGAACUGUCCGAGUCAUUGAAUAUUCAACAGCAGCGUAUGGAAGAGAGUGAGGCCAAGUACAAGGCAGAUCUCGAUGAAAAGAAGGCUAAAAUUGGCAGCCUCGAGGAGAAAAUCCAGAGCCUGGAAACGGAGCAAUCUGAAAAGCUAAAGGAAUUCGUGCUCCGAUCGAAAACUCAAAACGAAGAAAUGGAAGGUCAUCAAGAAGCAAUUAAAUUACUUGAAAAGAAGCACCAAGAAGCAAUUACUAGAAAGGAAGAGAAUAUUCGUUCGCUGACCGCUGAACUCAAGCGUUUGCAAGAUGACUUUGGUCUUCAAAACACUGCCUCCGAGAACGACAAGACAUGGAUGAAGCGUCAAUUGGACGAGAUUCAACAAGAAUUAGAUGCUACCAGACAAGACCAAAAUGGCAAUAUCAAGCAAGAAGAAUUGAAGUUGAAAAAAGAAUUGGAAGAGAAACUAGCUAAUCGGGACAGCGAAAUUUCUAAAGCAAGAGACCAGAUCAAGCUGUUGUCCCAAGAGCUUUUAUCAAGCAGGGAAGCCAUGACGGAACUAGAAUCAAAACACAAGGAAGCAAUAUUUCAACUGGAGUCGGAUUGCCAAGCCUUGGCUGCAAAAAUGGAAGAACAGCAGGCCCUUCAUGCGACUUCCGCGAAGGAAUUCGACGAACAAAAGCGUGACCUGAUCGCCAAGUCUGUUUCUCAAUACCAAGAAAUCCAAAACUUGAAAGACAGGCACGACAAGAAUAUUCAAGAGUACGAGACAGAGAAGGAUUCUUUAUCGAAUGAGCUGGUGAACAAGGUGGCCCAAGUCGCCAAGAUUGAACAGGCGCUGGAUUCUGCGAAGCAACAGCAAGAAGAAGAAGUCAAGACACUGAAAGAAGCCGAGCGCUUGUUGAAGAAAGUUAUGGAAGAUAAGAUCGCAGAUCAAGACAAUAAGAUCGAACAGGCAAAGGAAGAGCAUGAGCGAUUAUCCCAAGAAGUGCAGCAGAGUAAGGAGACGCUGAAGGAAACCAAAGCGCAGCACGACACCGAGCUUCAGCGACGAGAGUCAGAGACGGCGGCGUUAACCAAACAACUGGUUGAGCUUCAAGAAAAUCAUAGCUCCACAAUCAGAGGUAUUGAAGAUCAAAAGGCGCAGUUAGAGAAGAAGUACACAGUUCUCAGCGGUCUUAUGAAAGAGAUGAAGAGCCAGCACGAAAAGGCAACGGAAGAACACCAAGUGAGUUUAAGAUUCUUGGAGGAAGAGCUCAACAGCAAAGUGCUCAAGAUCAGGGAAUUUGAGAACAUGCUUGAGUCUACAAAACAACUUCAUUCUGAAGAGAUCACUUCGCUCAGGGAAGCAGAGGAAUCGCUGAAGAAAAGCUUGGAAGAUAAACUUGCGGCUACAGAAACCGAGAUCGGAAAAGCUCGAAGUGAAAACAAGCUGAUAUCUGCAGAAGUUUUAUCGAAGGAGGAGAGUUUGACGAUAAUGCAGGUUCAGCUUGAAGAAAACCAACGACAGCAUGAAGUGAAGAUGGCUAGCAUCGAGUCGAAAUUGGAGGCGCUUGAAGAAGCAAAGUCGAACAUGCUUAAGGAAAUGGAGACCGAGAAGAAAAUGCUGGCAAACGAAUUGGCUGAUCAAGAAGAAAAGAUGCUACAGUUGGAAUCGAAACAGGACGAUAGCAUGCGGGACCAAGAAGCGAAGAAACUAUCACUGGAGGAAGACAUUGCUUCCAAAACUUUGGAGAUUGUAGAGCUUUGCAAAAAGGCAAAUUCGGCUAAGCAAGAACACGAAGCAGAAGUCAGUGCCUUGCUCGAAGAACAGGAGGUGCUAACCAAGACCAUGAAAGACGAGCUUAAGAUUCGGGAUAAAAGGAUCGCUAAAAUCCAGGAUGAAUUAAAGAUUGCUUCUGAAGAAGCCGCAUCUAGCAAGGAAAUGCUGAAAGAGUUACAGUCGAAACACGAAGAUGGUGUCCGUCGAUACGAAAAAGAGAAAUGUGAUUUCUGCGACAAGCUACAGCACCUUGAAUCAUCAAGGGGGGAAAUGGAGAUUCGCUUCGAAGGAGAAAAAGAAAAGCUGAUCGAAGAUUCUGCUGCUCAGACGGCCGAGAUCAAGAGGCUCAAGGAUCUCCAUGCAAGAGAUAGCGAAAAACAAGACCGAAAACGAGAAGUCUUGGGCAAGGAGCUGGAGACCAAAUCGCUGGAGAUCCGUGAAAUGAAGCAUGGAAUACUCGCUGCAAAGGAAGAAGCUACUAAGUACAAGCAAGAAACGGAAUCCCUACGAAGGAGUAUCGAAGCCAAUCUUGCUGAUCGAGAUAGCGAGAUUGGAAGGGCAAGUGAAGAAGCCAAGCUUCUCUCACAAGAUCUGUCAUCGAAUAAGGAGGCAAUGAGACAGCUUCAGGCAACACACGAUGCUACCCUACAGGAAAUUGAGACCGAACGACGAGAGUUAUCAAAGAGAAUAAAAGAGAUCCAUACGCUCCACACAGCUGCUGUGCAGAAAUUCGAGGAAGAAAAGCGGGAGCUGGUCGAAGGGUCUGUUGCCCAAUUUGAAGAAAUACGAGAGCUAAGCAAGCAGCGUCAGAAAGAUAUGGAAGGUCACGAACUGCAAAAAUCAACUAUGGAAAAGGAGAUCAAGAGCCAAAUGGCACGAAUCGAAGAGGUGGAACAGGCACUUGAUUCCGCAAAGCAACGGCAUCAGGAGGAGAUGAAGCUACUGAAGGAAAAACAAUUGUCCCACAAGCAAAGUAUAGAAAACGAAUUCGCAAGUAAAAACGCCGCGAUUAAGGAUACAAAGAAAAAAUUGCAGCUGGUAACGGAAGAGCUUGAACAAGAAAAGGAUAGAGUAAGGGAACUGCUUGACAAUCAUGAGGAAGACCUGCGCCGACUCAAAGGGGAAAAGAAAGAAUUAGCCAAGGAGUUGCAGGCAGUCCAAGCAGGUCGGGUAGAAACAGCAAAAGAAUUUGAAAAGGAGAAAGGAAGCUUUAAAAUGCAAUCUACCAAGCGGGAGCUAGAAAUGGCGGACUGGAAAAAAGAUCAUGCUAAGGAGAGCAAAGAGUACAAGGCGCAGAAGUUUUUGUUAGAAAAACAACUAACGGAUAAACAGCAAGAAAUUGCGGAGUUGCAACAUGCAAUCGAGACCGCAAAAGAGGAACACAAACAAGACCGAGCGGACUUGGAAGCAUCGAAAUACUUGUUGCAAAAAAUCAUGAAGGACGAGCUCGCCAAUCGGGACGGCGAGAUCCAACAAAUAAGGAGCGAUCUCGAAUCGGUAUCACAAGAACUCCAUCAGAACAAAAAGGCUAUGAAACAGUUGCGUUCGAAGCACGAAGAGGAGUUAAGGAAGCAUGAGACGACAAAGCAGUCCUUAUCGGACAGAAUUCGAGAUUUGGAAAGCAAGCAGACGGAGUCUGAAAAGGAUUUCUCAUCGCAGAAAAAGAAACUUGUCGAAAAGUGCAAGACUCUUGUGAAGAAAUCCGAAGCAAUGAAGGGCAAACAUGAGAAGAAUCUCGAAGAGGAACAAGCGAAGAAAUUGUCGCUGGAAAAGAAGCUUGAUGCCAAGGUCGCGCAAAUGAAAAAAGCAGAGGAGUCACUUGAAUCUGCACGCCAGCAGUACAAAGACGAGAUCCUAACCAUGGGCAAAGGCGAGCAAUCACUCAAGAAAAGCAUGGAAGACCAGCUGGCGAAUCGAGACAACGAGAUUGAAAGAUUUCGAAGCGAACAUAAGGCUGUAUCUGACGAGCUUUCUGCUUCGAAGAAAUCUUUGGAUCAGUUGAAAGUUCAGCGGGACAACGACUUGAAGCAACAAGAAGCCGAGAAAAAUGAUCUUGCUGCAAAGGUCCGAUUGUUGGAAAUUGCCAAAUCGACAUUGGCGGAGGAAUACGAGGCGCAGAAGAGACAGUUGGUAGAUUUUUCUGAUGCUCAGCAUAAAGCAAUCAGAGAAUUGAAGGAGAUUCACAAAAAGGAGAAGCAAGAGCUCAUUGGACAAAAGACUGCUUUGAAGAAGGAAGUGGCGAAGCGAAAGAAAGACUUUAAAACACUGAAGCAGGAUUCCGUCCGACUGUUGGAAGUCCAAGAGCUCGAAAAGUCUUCUAAAUCAAAAAGAAUUGCCAUGAGAUUCGUUCUAUUGUUCCUCCUUCUGGCCCUCUUCUACUUUCUCUUUGCGUCGCACGAUCCGUCUGCUGAUGUGGGUGGCGAACCGUCCUUCAAACUGCAAACCAAUAAAUUCCAAAAGGAAAAGUUGGAACUGGAAGCCAGGAUCCUCAGCACCGAACGAUCGUACUACGAGCUUAAGUCAAGCCUAUCAGAAUCGAAAGAAGAAUCUAUGAAGUACAAGAAACGUGCAGAUAUGCUUGACAGUCAAGUCGAUAGACUCAAGUUUGAAAUGGAAUCACUGAGACGAAGCCAAGGCUUCGAACGAAAUGCUUCCACUGGCCGGACUGGAGAACGUCCAGCCCUCUCACCUUUUAGCAAUGAAGGUACUGUGGGUGGGACCAAUCAAAGGGUAGCAAUCAAGCCAAUACGCCAACUUUAUCAGAACAUCAAAGAUCGCACUUCCUCGAUUGCUCGACAUACGAAACGAAAGGCCGGAAACAUUGUGAAAGCGGAACGAGCAAGGAUUCGUAGUGAAGAGAGUGCUUGGUUACUCCUCCUAUAG
Cylindrotheca closterium is the source of this 6030-nucleotide messenger RNA. The record is from the annotation of a GenBank genome assembly. NCBI's taxonomy places the organism in Eukaryota, Bacillariophyta, Bacillariophyceae, Bacillariales, Bacillariaceae.